Molecule: messenger RNA, 1722 nt
Organism: Mesocestoides corti
Lineage: Eukaryota; Metazoa; Platyhelminthes; Cestoda; Cyclophyllidea; Mesocestoididae
Source: the annotation of a GenBank genome assembly
AUGGCCUCACCAAUCAUUUGGCGUGAAUGCGUCGACACGGGAGGCAUGACUACGCUAAUUGGCGACGCUAGGGAUUUUCAGGAGUAUGUGUUCACUUACUACGGCCAGUUGUCACAAUUCACCAGUCAGAAGCUCCUGCAGAUAGCCGAGGAAAACCAACGAUGGACGGAGGAAACUGUCGCCGCAAAUGUUGUCAAAAAGGUGAUGCAGAAAAUGCAUCCAGUCAUAACAAUAGUCGGUGCUGAAUCGCCCACGGCCGCCAGACUUUGCAUGAUGCUUGCAAUGGCGCGGCAAAGUGACGAUGAAGGCAAAGUGAGUCUUUGCCUGUUCCCGGGAAACCUGAAAAACCUCCAAGCGAUCAAGGGGCUAAAAGAAACCCUGGAAGAAUCGGCUUGUUGGGGAGUUCGCACGGUUAAAAUAUCCACAGGUAUAGCCGAUGCCGUCUCUGAUGCCUCAGUGGUGGUUAUCUUGGACGUAGUGCCAAGACAGCAGGAGGUCAUAGUGGACGGCGUCGCCAGACCCCGUGAGUCGCGCGCUGAUUGGCUGAAUCGGCGAUUUGCUUUCUUCUACAAGCUGGGCGAGCACCUUCAGACCUACGCGCAGCCGAGCGUGAAGGUCAUCGUAGCCGGAUCCUUGCAGCUAUUUGAGGGCGCAGAGUCAGUGGCUGCGCCUCUCAAUUUCGACGUUCAGUCAUUGCACGUUGCGUGCAAGGAUAAGAUCCCAGUGAACAACAUAGUUGGGCUGCCACGCGCCCUGGAGUAUCGCAUGAAGGCUGCGAUCGGACGCCAACUUGGUGUACACCGCUGCGAUCUCGUUGAUUUAAUUUUGUGGGGCAACAUUGACAAUUGCUUUUUUGCGGACAUUUCGCAGGCACGAGUGUACCGGCGUCACGGCCAAGCCGACAGCGAGACCGGACCCGCGUGGUUCAAUCUGGCAGCAGAACCGCUGAUCUUCGACAAGGAGGCGCUCUAUUCGAAGGUGCUCCCGAGCGCCCUGGAAGAGCUGAAGUCGCCUAGCACAAACCAGGCUGCUCUGUGCCAUGCAUCUGCGAUUUUCAGCUUCAUCGACGAGUGGCACUUUGGCCACCCGCAUCCCCACGAGAUGAUCGCCUCGUUAGUCGUCUCAUCAGUUGGUCUCUACGGACUGCCGACCGGAAUGGCCUUCUCCUUUCCCGUCACCCUGCGACCACAAGGGCGUUUCGAGAUUUGCCAGGACAUUGUCUGCGAUGUGGACAAAAAACGCGCUUUGGAGGAGUGCAUUCGUAGAAUCACGAGAUGUUCCGUUGGUCCAGUGCAAGCCGACGUACGAGGCAAGGGCAACACUGGAAGCAGUCGAUCGAAGUGCGAACUUUUUCUGCUUAAAGCAGCCUCCUCUGAUUCAAACGAUUAUGUCCUUAAGGAGGACGUGGUAUUAGCGUUCCACAACGAGAUAGAAGCGAUUGGUGUGUCCAUGCGGAACACUAUGCCCUUCUCAUCGCUUCCAAAUGACGCUCUCACUGAUUGGUCAGUUGUGAAUCCAGUUCCACUGAGUAAUUUCCUCAAGUCAGUUGUCACGGUGGAGGGUGAGGUCAGUGGCCACGGGACCGAUGACUCAUCGCUCUCGGGCCCAACUGCCUUCUACACACCGCUGCGCACCGCCCACCCGGUCGACCACCAGGUCCGCCUCAGUCCGAGGACCGCCGCCGACACCAAACUCGCCCUCCCGGCGUCACCGUCGAAGUGA